GCAUGUAAUGGGGUUUUUUUCUUGCUGCCUACUCGUCCUAAUUAAUACCUAUAUAAGCCUUUAUUUAACCCUAAUCCUCCCCUAUUGUGAUACUUGCGAAGUAAUUGAACCACCGUUCGAGAGAGAUAGAAAGAGAGCGACGGGAAGAAAGGGAGACGAGGAGAACCAUUGCCGAAUUUUACUGCCGGAGUUAUAAGAAGAGGAGGAAGACGGUGGAGACUAUUUUAUACGAUUCUUCUGUUUUCUAAAAGGUAUGGUGUUCCUAUCGUCCAUGGCAUCCAAGAAGUCCAAAAGUGAAGAAUAUCCUGCAUUUACGAACUUCACCAUUAAAGUGGACGUUGAAGGUUCCUGGGCCAAGACAGUCAAAAAGGUAUUGAACAGUGUUCAAGGUGUAACUAAUUUCAGAAUGGAGAACAACGGGAACGUUAACAUUUCAGGAUACAUCGAUCCAAUCUUACUUCUGAAAUGUCUGGAGAAAGCAGGAAAAACAGCAGAGAUAGUACAUUGGCAAUAUGGAGAAUGCUCAAGGAACCUGUUUGAGAAGCCAAAAUUGCCUUCGCCCUCGGUUAAUAACAACAACUUAUAUCUACCAGGUUACGAAGGCUAUAAUAACAAUGGUUAUUAUGGUUAUAAUUAUAAUAACGGGUAUGGGUAUGGGUAUGGGUAUCCCCCUAAUUACAGGAGGAGCAACUAUGUCUUCAACCAUCUAGAAUGUUCAGGGAAUGCUUCUGACUGUUCUGGACAUCAUAUGCGAAACCCAAACACUCCCAAUAAAUCGUCAUCAUCUUCUUCUUCGUCUAAAACUCAGUUCCAAAAGCCUGCGUCUGGUCACAUUGGCAACCAUCCUACAUGCUGCAGUUUGAUGUGAAGAAUUUCUUGAAAAUAUGUUUUUGUGUACUUAAUGUUUGAAUGUGACUAUGGUUUGGUGUGGUGUAGCGGGGUUAUAUUUUUUUACCCAAAUUUUCAUUUUCAACUUUUGACAACAGGAGGAAAUAUUUUAAGGUGGAUGUUUGCAAAUUGGUUUUUAAGGUAAACGACCAGUGAGUAUUUGUUGUCUUGGAAUAUAUUUUGGGGAUGUUGCCAAGCUUUGUGAGGUGAAUG
Molecule: messenger RNA, 1101 nt
Organism: Lactuca sativa (garden lettuce)
Lineage: Eukaryota; Viridiplantae; Streptophyta; Magnoliopsida; Asterales; Asteraceae
Source: RefSeq, a predicted model, not a curated record